Messenger RNA from Phodopus roborovskii (desert hamster), 2361 nucleotides. It is a transcript of the gene Oit3, whose product is annotated as oncoprotein induced transcript 3. NCBI's taxonomy places the organism in Eukaryota, Metazoa, Chordata, Mammalia, Rodentia, Cricetidae. Gene Ontology annotation, molecular function: calcium ion binding. The transcript is spliced from 9 exons. Bases 101 to 1741 code for a protein of 546 amino acids. The record is from RefSeq and is a predicted model, not a curated record.
ACCCAGAGGGAUUUUGCCCCCCUAACUUCUUGAAAAAAGAACAAAGGAAAAUAGUGUUAAGAGGAUUUUCCACUCUGCUCCUGGCAGCUGGAUCAGAAAGAUGCCCCUAUUCCUGCUGCUCACCUGCCUCUUCACCACUGCCACCCCAGUAUCACCCAUAGCCCUAGAUCCUUGUUCUGCUUACAUCAGCCUGAAUGAGCCCUGGAGGAACACUGACCACCAGUUCGACGAGUCUCAAAGUCAACCUCUCUGUGACAACCACAUGGAUGGGGAGUGGUAUCGCUUCACAGGUAUGGCAGGAGAUGCUAUGCCUACCUUCUGCAUACCAGAAAAUCACUGUGGGACCCAUGCACCUGUCUGGCUCAAUGGCAGCCACCCCCUAGAAAGUGAUGGCAUUGUGCAACGCCAGGCCUGUGCCAGCUUCAAAGGGAACUGCUGUCUGUGGAACACCACCAUGGAGGUCAAGGCCUGCCCUGGAGGCUACUAUGUUUAUCGGCUGGCCAAGCCCAGUGUCUGCUUCCAUGUCUACUGUGGCCAUUUUUAUGACAUCUGUGAUGAGGACUGCCAUGGCAGCUGCGCGGACACCACAGAAUGCUCAUGUUCUCCAGGAACCUCGCUGGGUCCAGAUGGACAGACUUGCUUUGAUGAAAACGAAUGUGAGCAGAACAAUGGUGGCUGCAGUGAGAUCUGCGUAAACCUCAAAAACUCACACCGCUGCGCAUGUGGGGUCGGCCGUGUGCUGAGGAGCGAUGGGAAAACUUGUGAAGACAUCGAAGGAUGCCACAAUAACAAUGGUGGCUGCAGCCAUUCUUGUCUCGAAUCUGAGAAGGGCUAUCAGUGCGAGUGUCCCAGGGGCUUGGCGCUGUCUGACGAUAACCACACUUGCCAAGUCCCUGUGUUGUGCAAGUCCAGCACCAUUGAAGUGAGUGUCCCCAGGGAGCUGGUUGGUGGCCUGGAGCUCUUCCUGACCAACAACUCCUGUCGAGGAGUAUCUAAUGGCACCCAUGUCAACCUCGUCUUUUCCCUCAAGAACUGUGGCACCGUGGUUGAAGUGGUGAAUGAUAAAAUCGUGGCCAGCAACCUCGUGACAGGUCUGCCCAAACAGACUCCUGGGAGUAGCGGAGACGUCAUCAUUCGGACCAGCGAACUGCUGAUCCCGGUUACCUGUGAGUUCCCUCGACUGUACACCAUCUCUGAAGGAUAUGUACCUAACCUGCGUAAUGCCCCUCUGGAAAUCAGGAGUCGAAACCACGGCAUCUUCCCCUUUACUCUGGAGAUCUUCAAGGACCACGAAUUCGAGGAGCCGUACCGGGAGACUCUGCCCACACUCAAGCUUCGAGACUCGCUCUACUUCGGCAUUGAGCCUCUGGUGCACGUGAACGGUCUGGAGAGCCUGGUGGAGAGCUGCUUCGCCACGCCCACUGCCAAGAUGGAUGAGAUACUCAAGUACUACCUGAUCCAGGACGGUUGUAUUUCCGAUGACUCAGUGAAGCAGUACUCAUCCCGGGACCACCUAGCAAAGCACUUCCAGGUCCCUGUCUUCAAGUUUGUGGGCAAAGAUCACAAGGAGGUAUUUCUUCACUGCCGUGUCCUUGUUUGUGGGGUUCUGGAUGAACGCUCCCGCUGUGCCCAAGGGUGCCACCGGCGAGUGCGUCGUGAGGUGGGGGAAGAUGAGGACUCUGCUGGGCUGCAGAGCCAGACACUGACAGGAGGCCCCAUCACCAUUGACUGGGAGGACUAGUGCCCGCUUCUAGCACCCUCUUCUCUGGAACAUCUCCCUGUGUCCUCUGAGAACAUCAGAGAACCUCCUACAAUACCUGACUUCUUUAAAUCAUAUACUGUGAGUUUAGACAACCUUACCCCCACAUGGAAGAAUUGAUUAGCUGAUUUUGUCUCUGCGUUAGUACAAAUCACACCACUGAUGAUCUGUGUGGUCUUGGUGGGCUUCAGUUUCUGGAUUUUAAGAACUGUGUUGUCCUCAUGGAAGGUCAUCUCCCUCAUUUCCGCCAUUUCUUUCUUACAAUGAAAUACCUCGUUUAUGGUAUAAUAGGGCCACUAAAACGAGGUGCUGGGAAUAACAUUCCAAUUUCAAAAGGUAAAAAAAUCAAUUACUAAAACUGUAACCCAUAAUCCCCUAAAUAUAUAAUUCCAAACCCAACACAGAAUCUUCAUAGGAGAUUUGGAAGUUUAUCAAUAAAAUAAUGUAUGAGAGAAAAUACAAUAGCUUGAAUGUUGUAAGGUAAUUUUCAAUGUUUUCAUAUUGCCUGAGGUGAAAUGGUUUCACCUAAAAAUAAAUUCAUAAGGUACUUUAGAGCAUUGGCUGCUCUUGCAGAGAACCUGUGUUUGAUUCUAGGCACCAGA